AUGGAACGUAAACGAGUUUCUUUUAAUGUCAAAACUGCUACGUGUGGAAUAUGCCGUCAACAGAACUUGGACGCAGACGACACUCCCGCGCGUGAGGCUGUUGUCUUCUGCAAAACGUGCGCAGAGUUUUUGUGCGCAAGUUGUUUGAAACCACACAGAAAGCUGGUUGUUACUGAAAACCACCAGCUUCUAAACAGAGAUCACGUGAUAAUAGAAGAAGAUAAAAAUGAUGGAGCAAGAAGAGUUAAUGGACAGUUUAAUAUUGGAAUUCUGUCGUCUGAUGCAAUAAAGGGAUACGAAGUCUACAGAGCCAAACUGAUAGCAAGCAUGUCAAAAGAUCCAUUUAGUGUUGAAGCUGAAGAUGCUACAAGUACAGUUACAGCAGACGAUAUUCAGUCAGCAGACGAAAACUCAGAUGAUGAAGUGCCAGUUUACAAUUUUACGGAAUACUGCAGUCAGCAUUCGGAGGGAUUAAUAAAAUAUUAUUGUGAACAUCAUUCACAGCUGUGCUGUGAGCUUUGUAAACAAAACGAACAUAAGAUUUGUUUUUCUAAGUUAAAAUUUAUUCCGGAAGUAGACUUUGACUCUCUUACUCCACCUUUUAGAAAAAUUGACGCCCAAAUAGCAGAUUUCAAAGAAUACGACCGGAAGUUGCAGUGCGACUUGAAGGAAUUGAAGAAAUCACGAGAAACAUUUUUGCAUGACUUAAAAAUCAAGAAGAGGGAAUUACUGAAUUGGUUAAAUUUGAUGGAAGUACGAGCUGUAAGAAGACUAGAAAUUGUUUUUGAUAAAUGUAAAAGAGAUAUCGAGAAAAAGCGCCAGAAAGCAAAACACGCCUGCGAAGAUUUACGCGCGGAGGUUUAUUUUCUGAAAGAGAUUUUGCGUAGUGAUAUGCAUGACAACAUCUAUAAAUAUAUCAAGAUGAAACAAGCUGACAAAUCGGUGAACGAGGCGUUGAAGAAAAAGGAACAUAGACAGUUUACAAAUACAAGAUUCUGUUUGAAAAUUAACGACGAUUUUCAAAGUGCACAGAGGGAUGCUGGGCAGCUGUACGAGAUGAACUUUGAAAAGAAGGAUGAAACAAAGUACAACAUCCGCUUGAAGGAGGAAAAACGGACUUGCAACAUCACCGGAUGUGCAAUGUUGCCGACAGGUGGCAUUGCCCUAGCUGAUAGAAACAACGCCAAUAUUAAAGUUUUUAAUUCUCAAUUCAAAUUAACUGCUAAAUUAAAUGUACCAGACGGUCUGUUUGAUCUUACGUGCAUAAGUCAAAACGCGCUUGCUGUUACAUCCCCUUUGAAGAGCAAAAUCAACAUCGCUGAGAUUAGACCGGAACCGGAAAUUGUCAAGAUCAUAGAAACUGGCACUGGGACAUGUUGGGGUGUCAAGCACCAUGAAGGUAUUUUUGUUGUAAAUUGUUCCACAAAAGAUUCAUCUUUUAUUCGUGCAGUAGACUUAGAUUCAAAUAUUUUAUUCCAAGUCGAGACAAAGUGUAAUUUUUAUUCCGAAAUCGCUGUAGACGAGCUAACUAAACAUUUCACUAUUUCAACAGUGACGUCAUGUUACAUCGACGGAAGUGAUACAAAGAUUAAAAAUUAUGUUGACGAACAUGAAGUAGCUGUAAGCGAAUCUCAACAAACAACGGUCCUAGAAUAUAACUACUUUAAUCAUCUCCGUACAAAGGGUGUAACCUUUGACAGUCAUAGUAAUAUUGUAGUAUGUUGUAAAGAUACGGACCAAAUUUACACUAUUGCGCAUGCCGGAAAUGACGUUGAGUUACUUCUGGCGGAAGCGGAUGGACUGUGCGCGCCUCAAGCGUUGUGUUACAAUGACAACAAAAGUAAACUACUUGUAACUUCAGAAAACACUGAUUUCAUUCAAAUAUUUGAAUUUGCUUCUUAA
This is a messenger RNA of Mercenaria mercenaria, 1902 nucleotides long. RefSeq lists its product as uncharacterized. The transcript has a single exon. Gene Ontology annotation, cellular component: chromatin; nucleoplasm. Lineage: Eukaryota; Metazoa; Mollusca; Bivalvia; Venerida; Veneridae. Bases 1 to 1902 code for a protein of 633 amino acids. Gene Ontology annotation, molecular function: ubiquitin-protein transferase activity; zinc ion binding. The record is from RefSeq and is a predicted model, not a curated record. Gene Ontology annotation, biological process: positive regulation of DNA-templated transcription.